Xyrauchen texanus (razorback sucker) is the source of this 3314-nucleotide messenger RNA. Its product is annotated as protocadherin-8-like. Gene Ontology annotation, cellular component: plasma membrane. Gene Ontology annotation, molecular function: calcium ion binding. Bases 82 to 3030 code for a protein of 982 amino acids. The transcript has 3 exons. Gene Ontology annotation, biological process: homophilic cell-cell adhesion. The record is from RefSeq and is a predicted model, not a curated record. Lineage: Eukaryota; Metazoa; Chordata; Actinopteri; Cypriniformes; Catostomidae.
CAAGACUCGAAACGACUCUCCAACCACAACAUAACGCGCACGGGUCGUUUUGAAACGGAACGCAAAACGUUAGUGCCAAAAAUGGAGGCAGGACUUUUAUUCGUGCGGAUACUUGGAAUCACACUCAUUUGCAUUUCGCUUGUGUCAGAGGCUGUGUCCGAGGAACGAACGGUGAGAUAUAAAAUAUACGAGGAGGUCCGUCCGCCGACGGUUAUUGGAAUUCUUGCCAGCAAUGUCACCUGGAUAUCCGACAAAACGCCGAGAACGUUCCCGGGCAUCAGGUUUAAGAUGAUGAGUCCAUCCACCGGCUCCUUUAUCCGAUUUAGAGAAAGUGACGGGAGACUUACUGUCGAAGAACGCAUCGACCGCGAGCGAAUCUGCAAGCGCAACCCGCGGUGCCUAAUCGCUUUUGAUGUCGCGUUCGUGGCCGCCGAGCAUUUCGAGCUUUUCCACGUCGAAGUGGAAGUGCUGGACGUGAACGACCACUCGCCGGAGUUUCCGCGCACCGAGUGCACCAUCGAGAUCUCCGAGAGCGCGUCGCUUGGGACGCGCGUCGCUCUGGACGCCGCUGAGGACGCGGACGUGGGUUUAAACUCUAUCCAAACGUACCACAUCACUGAAAACAUUCACUUUGGCAUUGAUGUGGUAACACGAGUGGAUGGGGUUAAAUAUGCGGAGCUGGUGCUCAUUAAAGAGCUGGACCGAGAAACGCGCGCGUUUUACGCACUAAAGCUCGUGGCGACCGACGGAGGACAUCCUCCGAGAAGCGGGGCCACUAAUGUCACCGUGAAAGUAAAGGACGCCAAUGACAACCGUCCUGUUUUUGAGCAAACCCACUACUCUGUCGAAUUACCAGAGGACACCCCUGUUGAAUCCUUGGUGUUGGAUUUAAACGCCAUUGACCCCGAUGAGGGACUCAGUGGACAGGUUGUGUACGAAUUGGGCAAACAGGUGACCACAAAAAUGCGACAGCUAUUCAGACUGGAUUACAACACAGGACGUUUGAUUUUACAGAGCCAUGUUGAUUAUGAGGACGAGACUACAUAUGAAAUCGAUGCGCAGGCGACAGAUUUAGGGCAAAACCCGGUCCCCUCAGUGUGCAAAAUCAUCAUAAAUAUUAUAGACGUGAAUGACAACCCCCCUGAAAUAAUCAUCACACCUAUAACAUCGGUAAUAGAUGGCGUUGCGCACGUCAGUGAAGCUACAAGUCCAGACAUCCUGGUCGCGUUAAUCAGCAUCAAGGACAAGGACACUGGUGCAAACGGGCAGGUGAGCUGCACUCUGAACGGUGGGCACGGCAACUUUAGACUCAAAAGGGCGUAUGAAGGCAGUUACACAAUAGUCACAAUGGCACCCCUCGACAGAGAAAAGACCCCGGAGUAUAAUCUCACUGUGGUGGCUGAGGAUUUCGGUGCGCCACCGUUACGCACGCUAACACAUUUUAUGAUACGGCUCACAGACGUCAACGACAAUGCCCCGGUGUUCAGCGCAAAGAUAUAUGAGGGGUUCAUAGGGGAAAACCAAUUACCGGGAACCUACAUUACAACUGUGUUAGCCAGCGAUCAGGAUUCCGGGCUGAAUGGAGAGAUAACAUAUGAGCUUUUCGACACGGACACAAAUAGCGUCUCCAAAUUUGCCAUUAUGAAUCAAGCGGGUAACGUUUACGCGCUCCAAAGUUUCAAUUACGAGGUCACCAAGAGGCUCAGUUUGCGCGUCCAGGCCACUGAUAGAGGAUGGCCACAGCUUCAUAACAAUGCCAUUCUCAUAAUCAAUAUAGUUGAUCAGAAUGACAACGCCCCCCGUAUAACUCAGCCACCCUUGAACAAUGGUUCUGGCGACAUCCAGCUGCCCAGAGACGCGCCACCCGGUUAUAUCGUCACCCGAAUCACGGCACAAGAUUCGGACGCCGGAUUGAACGCUGAACUCACGUACAAGCUUUACGACGGAGCUGAUCUCGGCUUUGCGAUCGAUCCGAAUACGGGAGAGAUCUAUAUCAACAGCAAAAUUGAUUACGAAGCGUAUGAUGUAUGGAAAGUAUUACUGACGGUCAAUGACAACGGGCACCCGUCACUCACUUCAACAGCCACGAUCCACUUCACAAUAACCGAGUCUGCGCCUUCAAACGGCAAUUUCUAUGAUGAAAGAGAGGAGGACGAACCUAAGCGAUGGACUCUGAUUUUAAUCUCGGCUCUGACUAGUUCUUCGGCGCUUUUCUUGGCUAUUUUAUCCUACAUAUUAUGCAGAAGUCGCAGAAAGAGACGCGCCGAGGAGCUCCGUGACGCAGCGGAUAUUCCUUACGCUAAAGAGAACAACGCUCUCUCAAUGAUCUCCAACCAGACUGCCAAUGUGUUCGAUGCACACAACUUGCACUCCACGACUGUCAUUAACACUCCUGAGAAACUACACAACAGUGUGCAGGCGACGGCUGAAGUCUUCACUGAAACACCACAAACCUUCAAGAACAAAUACAGGAAUGUGGCGGGAGAAAUAGAUGGAUAUUCCACUCUGCCUGGGUAUGGCAAAGAGAACGCUCGACCAAUCACAAUAUGGAAAGGCAACUCCAUUAUGACCAUAGCGGUGAGAGACCCACAGAUAAGCGGCAAGGACAGUGGGAAAGGCGACAGUGAUGUCAACGACAGUGAUUCUGAUAUCAGUGAAGGCAUCAAAAAAGACUACACGUCAUAUAAAGGUCUGUGGGCCUGUACCAGCGAGUGCAGAACCCUCGGCCACUCAGACAGUUGCUGGAGCCCAUCUGUAAGCAGAACCAGUGGGAGCAUUAAUACCAGACAUCUAUCGACUUUCUCAAGGACACGGCCGUCCUCACAGGGCACGCUUCAGAGGAGCAGCUAUGAGACUCACACGGCCUUGCAAAGCCUCACAGAGGAUCAGCAGACUCAAUACGAUUACAUUCACAUCUGCUCGCCACAAUCGCAGCGGAGACAAGACUCUGAAGAUAUCGAUAUCCAAGUGUUCACACAUUCCACACAACCAAUCACAACAAACAGUCCUGGCCGAUUUACAGACGCCUGAUGCCUCAAUGUGAUAUAUGGAGCAUAAUGAUGUUGCUGUACAUACUUGUAUCUUCAGCUGUAUUGUAUCGAGGGUUUUAAUGGUUUUGUACAUGCAAAAUAUAUUUUUAACAGUAUUAUGUUUUUUUCUUAGCAUGUUUUUGAUGAUUAUAAUGUGAUUAUGUUUGUAAUUCACUUUAUCACACUGUAACUACAGUAAAUGUAUAGCGCACAUUAAACGGCACUUUUAUAUCUGAUAACCGCAUUUACUUAGAUUGAACAAGCUGUUCCUUUUUAAGACAUUAA